Molecule: messenger RNA, 2297 nt
Organism: Trichosurus vulpecula (common brushtail)
Lineage: Eukaryota; Metazoa; Chordata; Mammalia; Diprotodontia; Phalangeridae
Gene: CD83
Product: CD83 molecule
Exons: 5
Coding region: 300-932 (210 amino acids)
Source: RefSeq, a predicted model, not a curated record
GGGUGGAGCUGUCCACGCAGUUGAGGCUAGGGGCGGAGGUGGGGGAUGCCCCGGAGCCAUGUAAUAUCACGCGGGGAGGGACUGGUCCCCUUAGUCUCUCUGCAAGGGGAGAUUCCCUAAAGCCGAGGGGUACAAGAGGGUGACGACAUAGCGGGGAAGCCCCAGCGCUGGCUAGAGAAGGCUGAGGCCGCGGGCUCAGCUGCCAGAUUGUGAGAUUUGGCGUCCUGGGAGGCAGAGCUUCGAGCAGCUACUCCACUGCGUCUCUGCACUCAGCCGUGGCCAGCCCCGCUCCCCAAGCCAUGUGCGUCCUCCAACUCCUCAUCCUGAGCAGCGCCUGGUGUUUGGCGCCGGCGACUCAGGUGGUGGAGGUGGUUUGUUCGGAGGAUGCUCUCCUGACUUGUACAGCCCCUUGGAACCCUCAGACCCCAUACACAAUGAUCUUCUGGGAUAAGAUUAAUGAACAAAGUGGAGAGCUGACCAACGUUCUGGGGAUGAACCUAAACUUUAGUGAACAGGUCCAUGAUGAGAAAGAGACAAAUGGCUCAUCGGAGGCCUGUCCUUCAGAAAAGUGUUCCCUAAAGAUUGAGAAUGCUACCUGUCACCAUGUUGGGACUUACAGAUGUACUUUGUGGGCGCCAGGAGAAGAAAACAGCCCAAGCGAUAUAGUUGAACUGAAAGUGGCAGGCUGUACCAUGGAGCCCAACGGUGACAAGUUAAAGAAAUACCGAGCUGAAGUUCUCUUACUGUUAUUUCUUGCGAUGUUUUAUGUAUUUCUCAUCGUAUUUACCUGUAAAUUUGCAAGAAUACAGAACAUAUUUCCAGAUAUCAACAAACAAAGUAUGGAACGAAUUUUUCUCCAUGUCCCCUUCCAAAAUAAGAAAGGUGUUCAACAGAUGGGUCCAACAACAGUUCAGAAGAUAGACUUGGUUUGAGCUUUCCUUCCAUGGGCUGUUUCUAGAACACCAAGAAUUCACAACCUUUCAUGGUUCUUUGGUCAGCCAAAAGAACAAAUACACUCUGCCCUUGUGAAGGGGGCAGCAUCACUAGGAUCACCUUUCUUGAGACGACUGAAAAUGGGGCCCCAGUGCCCAUCUGGAACAUGCCUUAGGAUGGACAAACCCAUUGUUCAUACAGUUUUGAACCUCUGAUGUAGAGAUUUGGAAAUAUGGAAGCAUCAUCUCUCAGGAUGAUCCCUGCUACCAUCUUCUUAAGGAUCCCCAUUCAGCUGUGUACUGCUCGUUGGCCAACCACGUGAAAACUUCUCAUUGUGGAGAAGGUGCAUACUGACCUAAGGAAUUCUUUCAGUCGCAUGGCAGCUACUCUCAGUGAGAUAUUGUUGAAAAAUGCUUCCAUGAAAAAUGAAUGUAUAAGACUCACUCUUGCUUGGGAUUCAGAGACUUGAUUCCCUAAGGCCAGUCAGCUACCUUCUCAUAUCUCAGUGGGACUUCUUGGAAGCUGCUUGAAUUUUGCUACACCAGCACAGUUGUUUCCUGUAUUGGAGAAGACUGACAGGUCCCGCUAUGAGGUGGUGGGAAAGAGCUAGUAAAUAACUCCCUGGCUUGAAGGCCUUGCUAUUAUGUGUAUUAUGUAUACAUUGAAAUAACAGGUCAAUGAACCAGUUCUCGGCAAUGCCUUUUUAUCAGGGAAAGACAUUUGCAAGGAAAAUGUGAAGAAAGAUGCCAUGUUCGAAGAACACAUGCCUAUAGGGAAUAAAACACACACACACACACACACACACACACACACACACCCCUUGGUAGUUAAUAUAAGGGAAUUUUCAGGCUGGAAUCACAAAUCUCCCAUGGAGCCUGGGCCAAUUACUAUGUCUCGUGCCAAAACUUGGCUCUCUUCUCUGCUGUUUUACCUGAGGUCAUGAAGAAAUUCUUCAGAGCUAAAAGCACUACCUAUGCUAAUGUACAAGUGUGAGAAGGAUGCCAAGUUGGGCAGUCUUACUUCCUAGUUCCCUCAUGCAACAUUUAUGUUAUUAAAUGUGAGGUCUCCAGGUCAGAAGGCUCUCCUGAAAAGAAUUGGGGAGAAGGGGAGAAAGAGGGAGGGGAGAUGGAGAGAGAGUGAGAGAAAGAGAGAGACAGAGAGAGAGAGACAGAGACAGAGACAGAGAGAGACAGAGAGACAGAGAGAUGGAAAAUGGCUCAGUGCCAUGUAUGUUACUUAAUAUAUUCAUAUCAUCUUUGUACCUGUAUUUCCCCCUGCCUCCCUCCUCCCCAGUUUGUCUUUGUAUCCCUAAGACUUAGCACAGUGCCUGGAACAUAGUAGGAUUUUAAUAAAAUCUAUUUUAA